Messenger RNA from Eubalaena glacialis (North Atlantic right whale), 1548 nucleotides. RefSeq names its product CBY1 interacting BAR domain containing 1 (gene CIBAR1). The transcript has 9 exons. The coding region runs from base 111 to 977 and encodes 288 amino acids. The record is from RefSeq and is a predicted model, not a curated record. Gene Ontology annotation, biological process: cilium assembly. Lineage: Eukaryota; Metazoa; Chordata; Mammalia; Artiodactyla; Balaenidae. Gene Ontology annotation, cellular component: ciliary basal body; ciliary transition zone.
GCGGCGCGCGGGGCGGGCUCUCGGGCUCUCGCGCCCCCGCGCACGCCCGGGCGUUACGGAGCCCCUGGCGUUGGCCUCAGCCCGGGGUCUCCAACCGUGCGCGAGGCAAGAUGCUGAGGCGCAGCUUGGAAAACCGGGAUGCUCAAACCAGACAACUGCAAGAUGCUGUCACAAAUGUGGAGAAGCACUUUGGAGAGCUGUGCCAAAUCUUUGCUGCUUAUGUGCGGAAAACUGCCAGACUGCGAGACAAAGCCGACCUCCUGGUGAAUGAAAUCAACGUGUAUGCCUCUACAGAGACCCCGAAGUUAAAGCAGGGCCUGAAAACCUUUGCUGACGAGUUUUCCAAACUUCAGGAUUAUCGACAAGCAGAGGUUGAAAGACUUGAAGCCAAAGUAGUUGAACCUUUGAAAGCUUAUGGAACCAUUGUAAAAAUGAAACGAGAUGACCUCAAAGCAACAUUAACAGCAAGGAAUCGAGAAGCUAAACAGUUAACUCAGUUAGAAAGAACACGUCAGAGAAACCCAUCUGAUCGACAUGUUAUUUCACAGGCAGAAACUGAAUUACAAAGGGCCACAAUGGAUGCUGCUCGAACAACUCGCCAUCUGGAGGAGACUAUUGACAGCUUUGAAAAGCAGAAAAUAAAGGAUAUAAAGACUAUAUUUUCAGAAUUUAUCACUAUCGAAAUGUUAUUUCACGGCAAAGCUUUAGAGGUCUACACUGCUGCCUACCAAAAUAUACAAAAGAUUGAUGAAGAAGAAGAUUUAGAGGUUUUCCGAAAUUCUCUGUAUCCACCAGAUUAUUCAUCCCGUUUAGAUAUCGUAAGAGCAAAUUCAAAGUCACCUCUUCAGAGAUCACUGUCAGCUAAGUGUGUAUCUGGAACAGGACAGGUAUCCACCUGUCGACUAAGAAAGGAUCAACAAAUAGAAGAUGAUGAUGAAGAGGAUGAAGACUUAGAUGUUACAGAAGAAGAAAAUUAAAUUUCUUAAGUAAACUUUGCAUUUCCAUUUUCAUCUUAAAUGACUUGGAAUCCAGAAUGACUAAAACUGUAAAACUUUAUACUGGCUUGAAAUGAAAUCCUACUGGAAAUGGAGAGAGAAAUUAUUAAAGGAAAUUUAUGCUGACCAAAAAUGAAGGUUUUAAAAAAUAUUACACACCAGUCGUUUCUGACUGUCUAUCUGUCUAGCAGCAUGUGAUCUUUUUGUAUAGGUUCCAUUUUUUAAAAAAGAUUAUGUAUUUCAGAAGUAUUUCAUAUUGCACUAUACCUAGUUGAGGUUACACUAGUUAAAUAGAUAACAACAACAAAAAAAAUCUAACAAUUCCACUUGCUUCCUUUAGGUUAAGACACCAUGCUUUCAAUACCAGAAAAGGGUCCUAGAUAGUCAUUCUGAUGAAAUACAAAUUCUGUUCCAUGAAGCUUUAAUCAAAAAGCCAAGUUUUCUUUUUUUACUUUUUUUUCACUUCUACUACAACCUGAAGUUUCAUCAUUCGAUAUAUAAAUUUACUUUUCAAUGAGAGUAUUAUAGUCACUCUUAACAAUAAUAGGACACU